Aspergillus nidulans FGSC A4 is the source of this 1969-nucleotide messenger RNA. RefSeq lists its product as uncharacterized. Lineage: Eukaryota; Fungi; Ascomycota; Eurotiomycetes; Eurotiales; Aspergillaceae. The record is from RefSeq and is a predicted model, not a curated record. The transcript has a single exon. Bases 1 to 1782 code for a protein of 593 amino acids.
AUGGCCGAUAAAGGCGCCCACCCAGGCGUGAAGAGCCUUCUCGCAAGGUUCGAAAACAAUCAGCAAAACAACGUCACUCCUCCCGCGCGAGAUCGAUCUCCCGCCGGCUCCGAGAACCUGUCUAAGGUGCGCGCAAGCUUUGUCCCUGUCGAAGGAGGGACCCCGUCCAGUCCCGUCCUAGGCUUCCGCCGUGUGAGUCCGCAUAGUGAGGGCGCUUCUAGUCCGUCUAGGGUCAAGAGCGUCAGCUCCGAAGAUCUUGAUAGCAGCGUUAAGAGUCACGAAUCCUCCGCGCAGGCGACGAAUGGCUUAGGUAGCCUGCAGAAAGCGAGCGGACUGGAAAAGAAAGACAUCGUCCAGAAUCUAGCUGAGGCUAAAGAGAAGGAAAAAGCUGAGGAGGUGUCGUCCGCAAACAAGGAAAUACAGCCAGCGCCUAAGUCGCCCACGGCCGCACCUGCAAAACCAGCGGAGACAGCCUCGAAGAUAUCGUCAAAUGUGCAAGCCGGAAAGACUACCUCGACUACAAAGUCUGCCUCGCAAGCCCCAACCAAGACUUCCACUCAAUCUCGCACAUCAGCUUCCGCUACCAAGCCCGACAGUGAGAAAACUAGGACCCGCGCUUCUAGGCCGUCUACAACUACAGCCACAAGUGCAAAGAACGACUCACUGAAAACCGCUGCCCACAAGCCUAGUCGGGCAUCACUUGCCACAGCCAACAAGCCGCCGACAAGGCCGGCGCCUCGUGAGACUGCUAGGGCAGCGGUUCGCUCUAGCGAAGUUCGAUCGUCAUCAACAGCUAGGUCAGCUCGCCCUACCACAUCCACAACAUCCACAGCGAGAUCAGGCACUGCGGGAGCAGCCACGUCUACUCUUUCACGCAAGCCGUCUAGCUUGAAGAGUGCAACGGGAGCUCGUCAAGGUGCGAAUACCCCCACUGUCUCGACUGUCCGCAAACCGGCCUCGCGGUCCCCUCCAUCAGGGAAUGAACGCUCUCAUUCUCGAGCGAGCACAGCCUCCAGACCAAUCGAUGAAGGGUUUCUAGCAAGGAUGAUGCGUCCAACAGCAAGUUCGGCCAGCAAAGCACACGAGAAGCUGGACGUCAAGAGUCCCCCUCGAACGAAAGUUGCUCGCGCCCCAAGAAGAAUACCAUCUACUCGAUCGACGCAGUCGGCAAGAGAUAAGGUUGGAUCUAAAAAGCCCUCUGAAGUUGAACAACAGCCUGCCGUUGAACCCGCUGAGGUGCAGGUCGCGAGAGAUCGAAAGAAUGAAUCCGUGCAGCAGGCUGUGGAGGAUACUGUCUCCGAGCUUCCGGUCGAGCCACCAGCACAGCCUACUGAGGCUGUCGUUGUCGAGGAGAAGCCAAACGAAGCUACAGCCGAGCCACCUGUCGAAUCAGCCACUGAGGCUGUUGUUGAGCCUACUCAGCCUCUGGUUGAGGACGCUCACAGUCAGCCCAACGAAUCGGAUGCGGCGGUCGCCGAGCCUGUAACUUCUGUAGAAGAGCAAGCUGAGUCCACGACCGUUACUAAGCCGACACCAGAAGUUGCCGAGGAAAAGGUUCUGGCUCCAGCUGCGGAGAUAGUUGAGAAGCCAAGCGAAAAACCUAAUUCCAAUGAUAUCGAAUCUGUUCACGCUGCCGAGUCGACCGCAACUGAUGCAGCUGCUGUUUCCCAGGAGAACAAGCUCGAUACCACUAGCAAAGCCCCUCUGAAAGCUAACCAGCCUGACGUGGAUGAUAUUGACCUCAGCAAAUGGUCGCUAAAUGACGAGGAUGAUACCUUCUAGACCGCGUUCCUUUAAGUCUUUACAAACCAUCCCAAAACUCGCGGUCGCCGUUUCGAUUCUUGUGUUAUAUUUGUUAUACCCUUCUCACGUCCAUGUUGCAGAGGCCAACCCUCCGCACAGCUUUGUUUAGUCAUUUAUUUGCAUCUCUCCCUGCCGUGGAUGAGUCACGCUUAUGCCAUCGUGUAGC